AUGACUACUACAAAAGCUCUCGUUAAUAUUCGCCCGGGCCAUGCUGAGGUUCAGGAUAUUCCUGUGCCAGCGCUUGAGCCCGGUUACAUUAGAGUCAAACCCACCGCGUGGGUUAUCAACCCAGACGAUGCUUACCACCUUGGCCUAGAAGGUGAUGAGAGUUGUGUUGGUGCCGUUGUAGGAACGGACUAUGCAGGUGUUGUUGUAGAAGUUGGACCUGGAGUGAAGAGGGACUUCAAAGUUGGGGAUCGAAUUGCAGGCGGUGUUAGCGGGCAGAAUAUUCUGCGGAAGCAUGAUGGUGCUUUUGCGCACUUGAUUCACGUCAAGGGAGAUAUUCAGAUGAAGAUCCCUAAUAACAUGAGUGACGAAGAUGCUGCGACUCAGGGUGUUGCGCUCAUCACGAUGGGCGUUGGCUUAUACCAGCAUCUCCAUCUUCCACUUCCAGAUGCACCAGCAAAGGAGGCCUUUCCUGUCUUCAUCUAUGGUGGCAGUACGGCCAUGGGGAUCUCAGCAAUCCAAUUUGCAAAGCUCGCUGGCGCCACAGUCAUUACUACUUCGUCACCCGGCAAUACAGAUUAUGUCAAGUCUCUGGGUGCCGAUCAUGUCCUCGACUACAAGUCCAAGACUCUCAUCGACGACGUCCUCAGACUAUCAGGCGGUCCCCUUCUCUACAUCUUCGACACCCAUCCCAACUCCACCAGCACCGUAAUAUCCGCAGCAAUCCUCCAGCAAUCCCCCACCGCAAAAUACAUCUCCCUUAAUCCCGGCCCCGAACACGAAGUCAAACGCCUCAACCCUCACGUCACCGCCGAAUCUAUCCUCGCAUACUCAGCCACAGGCAAUCCAUGGAUGUACGAGAAUGAGUUUUACGAGGCUGUACCAGCAGAUUUUGCAUUCCAGAAGAAGUUUGUCAAAGUGGCUGAGAAGCUGUUCGAGGAGGGACUAGUCAAGCCGCCGCGUGUUUUUCUGAAUAGAGGGGGGAGUGGCUUGGAGGGCGUUUUGAAGGGACUGGUUGAGAUAAGGGAGGGGAGGGUAAGUGGCGGGAAGCUUGUGUAUACGCGGGAUUGA
This is a messenger RNA of Fusarium oxysporum Fo47, 1068 nucleotides long. RefSeq names its product chaperonin 10-like protein. NCBI's taxonomy places the organism in Eukaryota, Fungi, Ascomycota, Sordariomycetes, Hypocreales, Nectriaceae. The transcript has 3 exons. Gene Ontology annotation, molecular function: oxidoreductase activity, acting on NAD(P)H. The record is from RefSeq and is a predicted model, not a curated record. The coding region runs from base 1 to 1068 and encodes 355 amino acids.